Neodiprion virginianus is the source of this 865-nucleotide messenger RNA. It is a transcript of the gene Arfrp1, whose product is annotated as ADP-ribosylation factor-related protein 1. Gene Ontology annotation, cellular component: Golgi apparatus. The transcript is spliced from 5 exons. Lineage: Eukaryota; Metazoa; Arthropoda; Insecta; Hymenoptera; Diprionidae. The coding region runs from base 99 to 716 and encodes 205 amino acids. Gene Ontology annotation, molecular function: GTPase activity; GTP binding. Gene Ontology annotation, biological process: intracellular protein transport; protein localization to organelle; Golgi to plasma membrane protein transport. The record is from RefSeq and is a predicted model, not a curated record.
UUACAAAUCGUCGUCAUUGGUAAAUACCCAACCACUUGGCUCAUAUUGAAUUUACUAUGUCACGGAAGUAAACUUGUCAAAGAGUGAACAAUAUUGAAAUGUAUACAUUAUUAAACGGUCUUUAUAAGUACCUCAUGCAAAAAGACGAAUAUUACAUACUGAUACUGGGCUUAGACAAUGCAGGGAAGACGACUUACUUAGAGGCAGCUAAAACGAAGUUCACGAAAAACUACAAAGGCAUGAAUCCCAGCAAAAUUACUACAACAGUCGGCCUUAAUAUUGGAAAAAUUGAUCACGCGGGCGUGCGGUUAAACUUCUGGGAUCUCGGAGGACAGGAGGAACUUCAGUCUCUCUGGGAUAAGUACUACGCAGAGUCGCACGCAGUCAUUUACAUUGUUGAUUCUUCGGACAGAGACAGAAUACCAGAUUCCAAAGAGACUUUUGACAGGAUGAUAUCUUCGGAGCAUUUGAUGGGAGUACCUCUGCUGGUUCUCGCUAAUAAACAAGAUAUACCAGACUGUAUGGGAGUCAGAGAUGUGAAGCCGAUUUUCAAUCAGAAUGCCCAUCUCAUUGGAAGGAGAGAUUGCAUGGUGAUGCCGGUUUCCGCGUUAAAUGGCGACGGUGUAGACGAAGGAAUUCACUGGCUGGUCGAUUGCAUCAAAAGAAAUAACGACAUCCGUCCGCCUCGUAAUCAGGACGAUAAUUGUCUGUCGUAGCAAAUACAUUCCUGUCUUCAAUAACGGUAAAACAUAAGUUAAAUUUUAAGAAUAGAUAUUUUGUACAUUUUCCAAUACGACAAUUCGUUGUUAAUAUUAUUAUUAAUAUUGUUAUUAUUAUUUAUAUAAAUAAAUUAUUUUUAUUUCAA